This is a messenger RNA of Helianthus annuus (common sunflower), 1146 nucleotides long. RefSeq lists its product as uncharacterized. Bases 1 to 1146 code for a protein of 381 amino acids. NCBI's taxonomy places the organism in Eukaryota, Viridiplantae, Streptophyta, Magnoliopsida, Asterales, Asteraceae. The record is from RefSeq and is a predicted model, not a curated record. Gene Ontology annotation, molecular function: zinc ion binding; nucleic acid binding. The transcript has a single exon.
AUGACGGAUACGAAUGAGGAUGAUGCGACACAACAAGAACAACUGAAAACUAUGAUCUCGGAAGAGAUUGGAAGGGCAAUGCAAGCAAGUAUUCCUCAUUUAGCCCAAGAAGUAGAAAGUCAUGUGCUGGAAGUGGUAGAAACAAUGAUGGCGAGUAAGAUGGACGAGUUGAAGGGAAUGACUGGUGAAAUGCAAGGAAAGAAAGGAACUCGCAAAUGCACGUACAAAGAAUUUAUGGCGUGCAACCCAUUACCAUUCAAAGGAGAAAUCGAUCCUAUAGCAUGUCAAAGGUGGAUUGCAAGUACUGAAGCGGUGUUCAUAAGGAGUCAUUGUGAAAAGGAGGAUCAAGUGAUGUUUGCCACCGGUUUGCUACAACUUCGAGCUAAAGACUGGUGGGAUGUUUAUAGUAAAGAGAUUGGGGAAGAAAAAGUUCAAGUUUUGACAUGGCAAGAGUUCAAGGAACCUUUUCUAAAAUACCACUGUCCGCAAUCUGCCAUUGACAAGAUCCAAGAGGAUUUCUUACAUCUCCGUCAGAAAGAUGAAACCAUCGAUGAAAUCACCAAUAUUUUUCUUGACAAGCUGAAAUUCUGUAAAGAUAUAGCAGGAACGGAAAGAAUGAAGAUAAACCGUUAUUAUGGUAUGUUGAAGGCUGAAUAUCGGGAGUUCAUAAUUCCCGCUAAAUGUGAAACUUUGAAUGAGCUCAUUGACUUGGCCCGAGAUAGGGAGAUUGAAUUAAGAAGACAGGCAGAAAGAGGCGAAAAGAGAGUGUCUGAGAAUGUUUCCAGCUCGAACCCGUCAAAGAAACCAAAAUUUCAAGAUCAAAGCAAGAAGGAUAAGGCGAAGGGUAGUAUUCCAAAAUGCAAAACGUGCGGAAAGUUACACACGGGGGAGUGUUUGAAAGGGAAGAAGGGCUGUUACAAUUGUGGUCAAGAGGGACAUCCAUACUAUAGGUGUCCUAAUCCUUCCAGAACGUGCUACAACUAUUUCCAACCGGGUCAUAUUAAGGCAGAGUGUCCCAAGCUUCAACAGAAAACUGAUAAGGAAGUAAGAAAGGAGGAAGCCCCAAGAGCUAAGGGGAGGAUGUUUCAGAUCACGACUGAAGAAGCAAAGGACCUCCCGAUGUUGUAUCAGGUAUAUUCUCAUUGA